Molecule: messenger RNA, 2597 nt
Organism: Pelobates fuscus (common spadefoot toad)
Lineage: Eukaryota; Metazoa; Chordata; Amphibia; Anura; Pelobatidae
Gene: RFT1
Product: RFT1 homolog
Exons: 13
Coding region: 175-1794 (539 amino acids)
Biological process (GO): dolichol-linked oligosaccharide biosynthetic process; glycolipid translocation
Cellular component (GO): endoplasmic reticulum membrane
Source: RefSeq, a predicted model, not a curated record
CGCGUUCUAUGCUGUCUGUCGGUGGAAGUUCUGUUGGUUCCCCAUUCUCUUUGCCCAUAAUCAAAAUGGCGCUGCAGGAGUCAUAGCAAGUUAUGAUCUUAUAGAGUGAUUUUUAUACCUUGCGGUACCGGUGACCAGUGGCUACUUCUCCACACAUUACAUCUCAUUAUCGAGAUGGCUUCCCGGGAUGUCCUCUCAGACACCACUAAACUGGCUUCUUCUACAAUGAUCCUGCAGGUUCUCUUCCGUCUACUAACCUUCGGUUUAAAUGCUUUCACAUUGCGUUACGUCUCAAAAGAAAUUAUCGGCAUUGUUAAUGUUAGGCUAACCCUGUUUUAUACCACAGUGGUAUUUCUUGCCCGAGAAGCUUUCCGUAGAGCUUGCCUCAGUCACUCGUCACAGCAAAGUUGGCGACACACAGUUCAUCUCACCUGGCUGGCGGUUCCUCUGGGAAUUGGUUGGUUUUUAGUCUUGGGUUGGAUUUGGCUGCAUGUCCUGGAGAUUCCAAAAUCAGAGGUUAUCCCACAUUACACCACAGGAGUUUUGGCAUUUGGACUUUCUGCAGUAAUAGAGCUUCUAUCAGAACCAUUCUGGGUCCUUGCUCAGGCACAUCUCUUUAUCCGGCUCAAGGUUGUUGCUGAAAGCCUUGCAAUAAUUAUCCGUUGCUCCAUCACAGUAAUAUUGGUGCUUUUCUGUCCACACUGGGGAUUGAUCAUUUUCUCACUGGCCCAGAUCAUAUAUACAAGCAUUCUUGCUCUGUGUUACAUUCUUUAUUUUGCACGAUUCCUUGGCUCCCCAGAAGCAAAGAAGAAAUCUUUCCCUUUUACAAAGAUGAGAGAUUUCUUUCCUCAAUAUUCAGCAUCUCAGGACUUCCUAGAUUGGAAACAGGCAUGGCUGGCACUGAGCUUUUUCAAACAGUCUUUCCUUAAGCAGAUACUGACAGAAGGUGAACGUUAUGUAAUGACUUUUCUGAAUGUGCUGUCAUUUGGAGAUCAGGGAGUGUAUGAUAUUGUGAACAAUCUUGGCUCACUUGUGGCACGAUUCAUCUUUCUACCCAUAGAGGAAAGCUUCUAUGUAUAUUUUUCAAAGGUGCUGGAGCGAGGAAAAACUGUCAAGAGUCAACAAAAGGAGGAGGUCUCUGCAGCAUCUGAGGUUCUAGAAUCCCUGCUAAAAUUAGUGACACUAAUUGGACUGAUCAUUCUUGCAUUUGGAUAUGCAUAUUCACAGCUUGCACUGGAUAUUUAUGGUGGAUCCAUGCUAAGCGGAGGUUCUGGCCCAGUUCUACUGCGCUUCUACUGUCUCUAUGUGCUCCUGCUGGCAAUCAAUGGAGUCACAGAGUGCUUUACAUUUGCUUCAAUGAGUAAGGAAGAAGUGGACAGGUAUAACUAUGUCAUGUUGGGUCUGUCUGCAAGUUUCCUUUGCCUCUCAUAUUAUAUGACCGUUUGGUUGGGAAGCGUAGGUUUCAUCCUGGCAAACUGCUUCAACAUGGGUCUCCGGAUUGCACAUAGUGUGCUUUAUAUCGGGAAAUAUUUCAAGGGAAGCCCUUACCAACCACUGCGUGGUCUCCUUCCAUCCCCUGCAGUCAUCUGUAUGCUGGGCAUCAGCACUGCUUUAACUGGAUAUUCCGAGGUGUUAUUCUGCUGUGAUCAAGGUUGGCUGCUCCGUGUGGCUCACAUUCUUGUAGGCACUACCUGUAUCUCAAUCACUGCCUGUACUAUUGUACUGUCAGAAAGCAAACUGAUCCACUUUAUCCGUAGCCAUUUCCUGGCUGGCCGUUCCAAAAAGGGUGUUUAAUAAGGGUGGAAACCUGGACAAUGCCCUGUUAUAAAGGGUGUGUUUACAGAGCUAUCUCUCCUGUGGAUGUAAGAAUGUGCCAAGUGGACUGAACUCAAGAACUAAAAAUCACCACGUGUCAUUGUUCUUCCUUACUUGGGGUCAGCAAACUCUGUAACUUUGCAUACAGUGAUGAUAAAACAGAGUGUAACAGAAACAACUGAUACAGCAAGUUGUCAGAUCCUUGCCUACAGACACAGUGCAUCAUAAGAUACAGACUAUCCACUAUUACAGUGGAUCAAAACAGCUGAAAGACUGACUAUAUUGUAGAUAUUAUGGUGAAAGAUUUUGAGGGUGAAUUUUAAGGGUUAAGGGUUGAAAUCCAUUUGUGAUUUUUUAAAAAAUAUGCAACAAUGCAGGGUAAGAACCGUGCGGCUGAGGUGGACAGCCUUCAGUCAUAAGUAGAACAAUGCGGGUUAGAACAGUGUGGCUGAUGAGAUGGGUCCACAAAGAGAUUUUAAAUAUAUAUAAUCUCAUUUGGGUGUCAGGAAGGUAAAUAGAAAAAGCUCUUCAGUAGUCAAGACAAUAGAUGGUGACAGAGUGAAUGUGUAUGCUAUCUUGGGUGAGAGAGUGACAUGUUAAAGUGGCUCUGUCACCUUCUGGGGUCUUUGUACAUUUUGCAAAGACCCCCAAUGGUGACAGCGCUGCUCAGGCUGUGGUGGCCGGGGGGAUGCAGCCAUGGUGAGUUGUCUUCUUUCUCCAAGUCCUAGAGCUUCAGAAUUAUGAGAUCUUUCGACUGUGUUGGAAUUUCAAUGACAUUCCAA